Messenger RNA from Amphibalanus amphitrite, 2697 nucleotides. RefSeq names its product serine/threonine-protein kinase tricornered-like. The transcript has 11 exons. Gene Ontology annotation, molecular function: protein serine/threonine kinase activity; ATP binding. The record is from RefSeq and is a predicted model, not a curated record. The coding region runs from base 647 to 2146 and encodes 499 amino acids. NCBI's taxonomy places the organism in Eukaryota, Metazoa, Arthropoda, Thecostraca, Balanomorpha, Balanidae. Gene Ontology annotation, biological process: actomyosin structure organization; peptidyl-threonine phosphorylation. Gene Ontology annotation, cellular component: cytoplasm; cytoskeleton.
CGCCGGCCGGCCGCCGGGCCUCACGCAUCACCCGCGCUGGUUCCGUGCUGCGGUGCACCGUUCGCGAACAACGGCGAACAGCGGCGUCCGUGGUACCGCUACACGGUCCGGGCGGGAUUUCGCGUCCGGCGCAUGACGCUGCUGUUGAUGCCUGCCGACUUCCGCUCUCUGCGGCCACUGAGGUGGCUGAGCGGCGGCCGUGCAGCGCCGGCCGUACCUGCCCUGCCACCGAGCACGCCUGCAGCUGAGCACGGCGCACGUCGACCAGCCAAGGCCGGCGGCGACCCGGGCCGUGACGUCACGCCGCUCCACCGGUGACGUCACGCGGGGCCGCCGGCCGCUCGCCGCUCGGCGCCGGCUGCCAGUUGUCGACAGGCCGUCGGCGCGCUGAGGUGCGCAGUGGCUAUCAGUGGAUCCCGGACGGCCGGCGCGCUGCUCAGUGGACUGUCGGCGCCGACGGUGAUACGUGGCCGCGUCAGAGGACUCUGCCACGUCGGGCCCGGUGCGCGGGCCGCCGGGCGACAGAACGGGGUCGGUGCGCGCUGGCUCGGCCGGCGCGGCGCCGCAGCAGGGCACGCCGACCACAGGCCGCCGCCGGCGACUCAUUAGGGGCAUCGCGCCGUCGUUCGGCUGCCACACCGGCUGGAUGACCCGACACGACCCCAUGCGGUUCAUGGAGAACAUCUUCGGCAUCUUCGGCCACCCGUCGGCGUCGCCGCCGCCGGUCAGCACAGUGCCGCGGAUGGCGACCACGGAGAGCCAGAUCCGGUUCAGCGGCCACACGCUGGACAAGGCCGUCAAGGCCAAGGUGACGCUGGAGAACUACUACAGCAACCUGCUACACCAGAAUCUCGAGCGGAAGCAGAGGCACACGCGGCUGGAGCAGUCGAUGCAGGAGGAGGGUCUCUCCGAGUCGCAGAAGGUGGAGAAGCGCCAGCAGCACGCCGUCAAAGAGACAGAGUUCCUGAGGCUGAAACGGGCCCGGCUCGGAGUCGAGGACUUCACACCCAUCAAAGUCAUCGGCAAGGGCGCCUUCGGAGAGGUACGGCUGGUGCAGAAAAAGGACACGGGCCAUGUCUACGCCAUGAAGGUGCUGGCCAAGGCCAAGAUGUUGGAGACCGAACAGGUGGCACACGUCCGGGCCGAGCGAGACAUCCUGGUGGAGGCCGACCACCAGUGGGUGGUCAAGAUGUACUACAGCUUCCAGGACGCCAUCAACCUCUACCUCAUCAUGGAGUUUCUGCCGGGAGGUGACAUGAUGACGCUGCUCAUCAAGCGGGACACGCUCUCCGAGGAGUGCUGCCAGUUCUACGUGGCCGAGGUGGCGUUGGCCAUCGAGUCGAUACACAAGCUCGGCUUCAUCCACAGAGACCUGAAGCCAGAUAACCUGCUGUUAGACGCGCGGGGCCACAUCAAGCUGUCCGACUUUGGUCUGUGUACCGGUCUGAAGAAGUCGCACCGGACAGACUUCUACCGUGACCUCAGCCAGGCCAAGCCCUCCGACUUCACGAGUAACCCGAUGGACAGCAAGCGUCGAGCGGAGAGCUGGAAGAAGAACCGGCGCGCGCUGGCCUACUCGGCAGUGGGCACGCCCGACUACAUCGCGCCAGAGGUGUUCCGGCCGUCCAAACAGGACAAAGUGUUUCAGCCGGCCGGCUACGGUCCCGCCUGUGACUGGUGGAGUCUGGGUGUCAUUAUGUACGAAAUGCUGAUCGGCUAUCCUCCGUUCUCCAGCGAGUCGCUCCUAGAGACUUACAAGAAGGUGAUGAACUGGAAGGAGACGCUCGUCUUCCCUCCAGAGACGCCAAUCUCCGAGCAGGCGCGAAACACAAUCAUGAUGUUCUGCAGUGAAGCGGACGUGCGGCUGGGCUCCAAGGGCCUCCAGGACGUGAAGUCGGUCGAGUUCUUCAGGGGCGUCGACUGGGAGAACAUCCGGGAGCGGCCGGCCGCCAUCCAGGUGGACGUCAAGUCCAUCGACGACACCUCCAACUUCGACGAGAUCCCAGACGUCGAGCUCGCCAUACCGACUCCGCCGCCGGACAAGGAGGGCGAGCCGGGCUGCAAGGACUGGGUGUUCAUCAACUACACGUUCAAACGGUUCGAGGGGCUGACGCAGCGGGGCGUGGGUCGCUCCAGCGCCAACUGACGCGCCCGGAGCGCCUGCCUUACAGCGCCCCGACUGAUCUCCGACUCGCGGCCGCGCGCGCGGCCACCGGGCCAGCGCCGAACUGACAGCGCGAGUCGCGUGCCCCGUACACUCUGUGAUGUGUCCUCGCGCGGACGGACGAGUGAGAGUGAGUGACGCGAGUGUGACCCGAGUGAUAGAGCCGAGUGAGCUGUGCGAGUGCCAGUGCGCCCGAGUCCGCCGCGGUGCCGUGUGUGAUGCGCGCCGCCCGUAUUUAAUCACGCGUCGUGUGCCGAGUGUUGAGAGGCCGCCCGCCGCGCCGCCGGGCGGGCGCCGGCCGCGUGUAAGCGGCUGUGAUCCGACGGGAGCGGGCUCGUUCUCCGCCGCGCUCCUGGUGCCAAACGGGCCGUCCGUCCGUCAGCAAUAGGGGGGCCGGGCCGGGCGCGCCGCCGCCGCACUUCACAGCGCCCCGCCCCGCGCGCACGGACAGACCCAUAUCAGAGUGUAGAAUCCGACUAGUCAUGGUAUGCAAGAUGUUAUGAAUAAUACAUAGAGAUGCCGGUUUGUAAAAA